Molecule: messenger RNA, 3079 nt
Organism: Cheilinus undulatus (humphead wrasse)
Lineage: Eukaryota; Metazoa; Chordata; Actinopteri; Labriformes; Labridae
Gene: fsd1
Product: fibronectin type III and SPRY domain containing 1
Exons: 13
Coding region: 158-1639 (493 amino acids)
Molecular function (GO): protein binding
Source: RefSeq, a predicted model, not a curated record
AAAGGCGUUGGUGGUUGGUGUUCGUACGAAGAUGCGUUGCACUCCGGCAGCAUCAGUACCAGCUCCACUGUGCAAAUAAACCAAAAAACCGUGGAACGGAGGAGAUAUACCGGCGGUUAUUGCAGCAGGAGUGGCGCCGGUGCAUUGGGGCGGCGAGAUGGGGGACCAGAAGGAAUCUCUGCGUAAAAUCACCCACACACUGGCUAUGAAGAAUGAGGAGAUCUCAAACUUUGCCUGCACUCUUAAACAGAGCUUGGACAACUUAGAGGCUAACUCGAACAGAGUCCAGGAGGACUUGGAGUCUGAAUUCAAUUCACUACAUGCUGUUCUGGAUGAGAUGAAGGAAAACAUGUUGACACGCAUCAAACAGGAGAGAGCCAGCCGCACAUAUGAGCUACAGAGUCAGCUGAGUGCCUGCUCCAAAGCCCUGGAGAGUUCAGAGGAGCUGCUAGAGCUGGCCAACCAGACGCUGUGCUCCUCUGAGACAGACGGUUUUACUCAGGCGGCCAAAGACAUUAAGGAUAGCGUGACAAUGGCUCCAGCCUUUCGCCUCUCCCUGAAGGCUAAAGCCAGUGACAACAUGAGUCACCUGAUGGUGGACUUCAGCCAGGAGAGGGGGAUGUUACAGGGCCUCAAGUUUCUCCCAGUUCCAGCAACUCCAGAGAUCCAGGUCUCAGAAUGCCAGGUUUGUGACAACACAGUGACUAUCGUGUGGGCACUUUCUGAGCCUGACAACAAGAUCGACCACUACAUACUGGAGCAUCGACGCACAAACCAUGAGGGUCCGCCUCGCAUCAAAGAAGACUACCCGUGGAUGGUGGUGGAGGGGAUACGGGAGAUGGAGCACACACUCACAGGUCUGCGCUUUGACACCCGGUACAUGACGUUUAGAGUGAGAGCGUGUAACAAAGCUGUGGCAGGAGAGUUCUCUGAGCCGGUUACACUAGAAACUCAUGCCUUCACCUUUAAACUGGACUCUGGUUCGGCCCACCAGAACCUGAAGGUGGAGGACUUGAGUGUUGAGUGGGACAGCAGUGGAGGGAAGAUACAAGACAUCCGCAAGGAGAAGAACCGAACCAACUCUCCGAUGCACUCUCCAGCCAGGUCAGCUCUGAUGUCACCAAAGAGAGCACCGACAGCACGGCCAGGCAGAGACAGAUUCACUGCAGAGUCCUAUACAGUGCUGGCUGACACGGUGAUAGACGCCGGCCAACAGUACUGGGAAGUGAAGUUCGACAAAGAGAGCAAAGCCUUCGCAGUGGGGGUGGCCCUGAGGAGUCUCGGACGUUUUGACCAGCUGGGGAAAAGCGGCGCUUCCUGGUGCAUCCAUCUAAACAACUGGCUGCAGCAGAGCCUCACAGCUAAGCACAAUAACAAGGCCCGAACACUGGACUGUCCCAUCCCAGACAGUAUAGGAGUCUAUGUGAACUAUGACGAAGGUGUCCUGUCUUUCUACAAUGCCAAAACAAAACAGCUAAUGCACACCUUCAAAACCAAGUUCCAGCAGCCAGUCAUACCAGCUUUCAUGGUGUGGAAUGGCAGUUUUUCAGUGGUAACUGGCUUGCAAGUUCCCAGCAUAGUGCAAAGCGGUCAGAGGAAGAACAGCAACACCAGCAGCUCCAAUGCCAGCCUCACCUAGACCCAUCCACAGAGCCAGCUGGAUUCCCCCCAGCUGUGCUCCACCACACUCACCGCUGCAGAACAUAAUCUCUGCUGCAGUCAAAGCCAUAUCAUGAAAGUGUUGUGUCACUGGAUUCUGAUGGUCUAGCCUGUUCCACCUGCAGUGUCUGUGUUGCAUGACAGCAUAAAUGGUUUUGAGGACAAGUGAGUCAUCUGUGCCGUCAGGCAGAUUUCUACAGAAGUAUGACUCUGGCUGUUGAGAUCACCUGGGACACAUUAGCUUUAGUCGUAUUAGUUUCUCUCUGCAUAUUCACUCAGCACUGUCCUGCUGCUAGAGCACUGAUUUAGCGCUGGCCGCUGCUCUUUCUUCCUGUCCAUCACCAAAACUUUCAGCCGUACUGUCAAUGCAGCUAGCUGCGGGCACAGGGUAAAUGCCUGUCCUGCGUGCUCUCUCCCUGUGCCUUCCUCCUCAUUUCCAAACAGAACAAAAUGCUCAUAUUUCACUGCAAGAAACGGUCUCCCUUUACAAUAUACAACGUAUCGUGUCAAUAUAACUUGAUAACAUUGCUUGGUGUUAAUUUUCCAGUACUAAAUCUGCCUCUAGUCUUCAACCAACCUAUGUAACCCAAAAGAAACAUGCUACUAGACAAUGCUACUGACUAGAAUGUAGUUCUUCACUCAAUCAGGGUUUAUUCAGCUCUACUAUGCCAGCUACUAAUGGAUUAUAAAAAUAACAAACACAUAGGGAUGUUGUUUUAGUUUCUUGCAAAGGCAUGCAGAGUUAACAGUGUUUGAUAUAUUCCACUUUCUGUAGUCAGGUCCAAACUGGGUUCAAGAACCUCCUAUUCUGUUAGCUUAAAUUAGUCACAUUUAGCUGUGGACUUUAAUCUGACAGCUAGACUACACAGACAGUUAGAAGGGAGAUUUCUUCAGUGUUACAUGUACAGAAGUCAUAGCGUGUUCAGAUAUGGCUUCAAGAGCUUGGAAAUGACUGUACUGACAUUCUAUUCACCUGAUUGCACCCUAGUGGUUGUAUGUAAAGUAUGUAUGUGUCUAUACCUAAUUGCACCUCUUAAUUUGCUGAAAAGUAUCCAGUUAUUAGUAGUGGACUCUCCAUAGUCCAAUAAAACACAUAGAAAGAAGCCUCAGUUAACAAAUUUAUCCAAGGUUAGCCAGAUUUGGUGCUCAAAGAUGGCAAACAUGGAAGCUGAGGUCCUUAUUUGUGCACCGCUCAACCUCUGAGUAGCAUCUGUGUCACUUGUUUACAGUCUUGCUUUGUCAUGUUCCUCCUUGUAUGAGUGUAUGCUUCUGAAUAACUGUAGCCUGCAAUGCUUUAAAGAAGUGUCCAGCUGAGAAUUAUUUUCACUUUAUUUCACAUGCUGACAUAAAGUCACAGUUUAUUGUAAAUAGUUUUCCACCAUAGUGUAUCAGUCAUUGAGGUAAUAAAGAAGUAUGAUAA